This is a messenger RNA of Styela clava, 787 nucleotides long. RefSeq lists its product as uncharacterized. Lineage: Eukaryota; Metazoa; Chordata; Ascidiacea; Stolidobranchia; Styelidae. The record is from RefSeq and is a predicted model, not a curated record.
UAGUGUGUAUUCUAGAGGAAAAGAUUUAUAGCUUGGCUAGUUUUAUCAUCAAUCUAACAUGAAGCCUUCAGAAAUACGCUUCAGUCAAGACGAUAUUGCGCCUAACUUUACUAAUGGCGAGAAUAUUCAUGAAGUUAUCGGUGAAAUCUUGCGCGGAGAGACUUCUGUUUACCCGUUCCAGCCGAUCUCUGUUUGGUACGAAAACGGUUCAUGGUAUUCUGAAAAUAAUCGUCGACUUUACAUGUUUCGAGUCUUGGAAUAUGAAGGGAAAGUAAAUGAUAUAUGUGUAGAAGAGACAUCGCCCCCAGGAUGGCGCCCAAAUACGUCAGAUAAUGAUGGAGUCAGUAUUCGAUUACGUGGAGGAGUGAAGACAUAUCAUCACAGCAUUGAAGAUAUAUAUAAGGCUGCAAGGGGCAGGACACAGUCUGUAUACCAAAGUCCCGGGAGCAGAGGAGAUCAUCGGAGAGGGCAGGAUGUCGCCACGAGUGAUCAGGGCUCUGGCUGGGGUUCUGCCUUGAUGACCGGGGGAGCACUUUUAGCUGGAGCGGCUGCAGUCAUGGCGGCAUCUAGUGCAUCUAACAGAGAAAAUAAUCAAAAUGACAGACGUCGUCAACAACAGCAACCCGAAAAUCCGAGAAAUGAAGAAUGCGCCAUCCAGUGAUAUGAAGAUAUUUUUGAGUUGCAUACUUUUGUUGAAUAUAUUCAUAAAGAUAUCAGAAACUAAGUGUAAUUGUAAAUAAACAAAAUUUAAAAUUUAUUGAUGUAUAUGAUAAAACAAGGUUUCCCA